Adineta ricciae is the source of this 447-nucleotide messenger RNA. The record is from the annotation of a GenBank genome assembly. NCBI's taxonomy places the organism in Eukaryota, Metazoa, Rotifera, Eurotatoria, Adinetida, Adinetidae.
AUGCUUAUGACACUCGCAACUUUCGAUCAUAGUGCAAAUGUAUCAAAUUAUACUGAAAUUACACUUUUUUGCCACGAUGUGUAUGCAUUUUCAAAAAUCGUUGAAGGUAUUAAAACAAUUCCAGCAAUUCUAUUACAGUUAGCAGAAUUUGGUAGUGAACAAUGUCCUGAAUGGUUUCGAUUCUAUCAGAUAUUGGGAACAUUUGCAAUUGGUUCAAAUGAAGCAGAAAGAACAUUCAGCACAUUACGAAAUCGAUUAUCUGAUACUACUAUUGAAAUAUUAGUAAAAUUAUCUAGUCUUAAGAUAGAAUUAACAGAAUAUAUUAUUAAUUGUAUUGUACAAGAUUUCGUGAAAAAUCCUGGUCGUACGAAGUCGCACAACAUAACGUUGUUUUUGAAGGAUGAUCAAUAUCAAAGUGAUGGAGACGAUGAUGUUGGAUAUUUUUGA